Chara braunii is the source of this 1949-nucleotide messenger RNA. NCBI's taxonomy places the organism in Eukaryota, Viridiplantae, Streptophyta, Charophyceae, Charales, Characeae. The record is from the annotation of a GenBank genome assembly.
UCGACCCGGCCAUCCUGUUCCUCCGGACCAUCCGCAUCUCAAGGCUCCUGCGACUCCCUUCCACAUGGGCGACAAACACACCUUCUCCACAGCCGAAGAUUGGGGCCAUGAUAUCGUGUGGCACCCAGACCAUUUCCAGCCAGUCCUUCUCGACGGCGAAUGGGCAGUGGCUGUGAGGGACGUAAGUGGAGGGUGGAUAUAUGACGAUCAUUGGGACCUUGAGACAUUCAAAUCUCGCGCCUACGAUGCGGUAUUGGAGAGAUUAAAUGAGGUUAAUCGACGAAAUAAGGACAACCCUGCUCUUCGCGAAUACGGGGACACGCUGUUCGAGUUCUUGCAGUCAAAUAAAUGGCUAGAAGUGUCCUCCGCAUUCUACGCCCUUCCGUCAAGCCCGUCAAUUAAGCAAGUGAGUUGGGAGUUGCCUGGGGUCACCCCGCCGGUAGGAGUUGUGAAGCGCAAGUCUCGCGGAAAGGAGGGGGACAGGGAUGAUGAAGGCGGCCGGCAAAGAGGUACCGAAGGUGGAAGUGAACAGCGAUCGACGAAACAGCGGUCUCCGGGGCACGCAGGCGGCGGAGAGGGGACAAAGGGAAGCCGGGAGAAGAAGAAGCCUCGGAGCGGAGAGAAGACAAAGCAUCACAGAGGAGACGGGCAGGGGUCCAAUGUCGACCACGACGAGGACGGUGGGGUUCUGGCGGUAACAGGCAGCACCUCAAUGGAGACGGGGAACGACUUGAGGCCUGGGUGUAUUACGCGGCCUGGAGAGCAGAACCCUGUGAUUAACUCCACCAGCGAAACACAGUUUGUCGAUGUGGUUGGCGGGGCGGGUGUCGCAAAGCAUGGAACAUGCUUCGCUCAGCUCCAAAUACGGUUGGCGGAUCGUCUCGGAUCAAUCCGAACCUCGGAGACGACCUCGUUGUCCGGAACUCAGUGCCUUCCGGGAAGCAAGACGACAAUGUCUACAGAACUCGAACGAGUGGUCCGGGUUUCCGAAAACCCUGGCGACGAAAUUCGGAUUCAUCCGAACCAGGAAGUCGUGUCUGCCAUGACAGACGGUCGGUGUCAGGAUGCGGUAAUGCUCUGCGUGGAAGCCCACAAGGAGCUGCAGGCGGACUGUCGGACUGAGGGUGAGUUGGCGACCAGUUCCAAUGUCGAGCCCAACACACUCGGAGCCGAGUUAGCAGUCGUAAGCGACUCCCCGGUGAUAGCGGUCAUGUCGGCGUCAUUGGAAACUGCAGGGGCUCGGAUGAAUCCGAACCAGGGCCUUGUGAACAUCUCCCUCCCUGAUGCAUCUUUGGAGACGAUCGUGAUUCGGAUUCAUCCAAGGCACACGGACGAAGGACUUCAACUGGUAGGCGUUGAGGGUUGUCGACUACUGACGACUUUGGACAAGGACAAUUCCGCAGACGACUGGAUUGAUCCGACACUCAGUGACGACGGGAUGGAGCUACCAGUUCAGCCGGGAUACGACGAUCCCUUGUACUCCGCCCUUCACAAUGAGGCGAUGGGGGAGGACGUUCUGAAGAAGGCCUCUGACGCUGUUGGAGAUAGAUUUUUCUAUUUGAGUGACGACGACAAAGACACAGCGUACGGGGACAAGAAGUUAAGGGGGGGUAAGGUGUUGUUGGACAUCCAUGGGACAUUGAGCACAACAGAAUACGACACAGUGGCAAUGGAGAAAACACAACCUGUCGAUGUUGUGGACGUCCACGAUCUUUGUCCGGGGACGAAUAUACCGUCUACGGUCAUCGAUGCCGACAUCUCGAGCCUGUCAAGUUUCCCUGUGGGUUUGACGCAUGUCGUCGCCGCGUCGACGCGCGGAGGGGUGCCAAUUGUGCUGGGACUGCCGUCGGUGGGCUCUGGUGAAGUGGUAGCUAGGCCUGGUAAGCACUGACUUUCUCUGCUUUCUUCCUUCUCGUCAGCCCGUUCGUGAAGUGUUGUUUGCUUCGUCG